AUGUCCGAGCCCAUUCCUGAAUCGAUACCCACCUCGCACGACCGCAUCUCCUCGCGCCCAGCGAAAAAGCUACGCCAACUCCCACCUGGCUCUGCCUCAGCCUCGGUCGCCAAAACACACACCUCUAUGGCGCCUCCACCAGAGAUCGUGACGAACGUGCAAGGCAGUAGUGCGGGUGCGGGCUCAGGCGAGUUUCAUGUGUACAAAGCGAGUCGGAGGCGGGAGUAUGAGCGAUUGCGAUUAAUGGAUGAGGAGGCGAAGCGGGAGGAGGACGAUGCGGACUGGGCGGCUAAGGAGAGGGAGAGGAAGGAGAGGGAUGAGGAGCAGACGAGGCGGAAUCGGGAGCGGAGGAAUAAGAAGAAGAAUAACCGGAAGCAGCAGAAGAAUGGGAAGGGUGGUGGAGGUGAUGACGGGAUGGAGGAGGAGGUGAGGGAGAAGCAGCCGUCGAAGUUGCGGGAGGUGCAGAGGUUGGCGGAUGAGGAUGAGGGGGCAAAUGGAGAGCACGAGGUGGGAGGGGCGGUGCAGCAGGAGAACGGCAUUACGAUUCAUGACGACGACUGA
Cyphellophora attinorum is the source of this 561-nucleotide messenger RNA. Its product is annotated as PRKR-interacting protein 1. The record is from RefSeq and is a predicted model, not a curated record. Gene Ontology annotation, biological process: negative regulation of protein kinase activity. Gene Ontology annotation, cellular component: nucleolus. Gene Ontology annotation, molecular function: double-stranded RNA binding; protein kinase binding; protein kinase inhibitor activity. The transcript is spliced from 2 exons. Bases 1 to 561 code for a protein of 186 amino acids. NCBI's taxonomy places the organism in Eukaryota, Fungi, Ascomycota, Eurotiomycetes, Chaetothyriales, Cyphellophoraceae.